AUGCACGGCCAAUCUGAGACAGACGGCAUCGUCGCAUCCCCAGAGAGCAGAGAACAUCCGACAAUCACAGCCGAUACAAAGUCAGAGAUUGAUAAUGAUACCCACUCCCUAUCGGGUGCCUCCAGCAAUACCACCGACGAAGAACAUGACCCUGAGAAUCCCCCACCCCUAGAGCGCCAGUUGACCGAGCUUGGUCCUCCCAUUAGGGUCGCCCGACUCAAGCGCAGAGGCUUGUUCAGUCAGUUGGCAUUGGUGGCAGAGGUUGAAAAUCCGAAGACAUACUCUCGCAAAAUGAAAUGGUUCAUCACAUUUGUUGUCGCUCUUGCCGGAGCCACGGCACCAAUGGGCAGUGCCAUCUUUCUCCCUUCGCUAUCACAAGUAACCAAGGAGUUACAUACGACAACCACGAUCACUAAUCUGUCAAUCGCAUUGUACAUGCUGGCCAUGUCGAUAUUCCCAUUAUGGUGGUCGUCAUUCAGCGAGCGACUUGGACGACGGACUGUCUACCUGGCUUCGUUUACUCUCUUUGUGGUCUUCAACUGUCUUUGCGCUGUCUCGAACUCUAUCGCAAUGCUGAUUGUAAUGCGAAUGUUGAGUGGUGGCGCUGCUGCUUCUGUCCAGGCCGUUGGAGCUGGCACCAUCGCCGAUAUCUGGGAAUCCAGGGAGCGAGGACGGGCCAUGGGUAUCUUCUAUCUAGGUCCGCUGUGUGGACCCUUGUUUGCACCCAUUAUCGGUGGUCUCCUAGCUCAGCGCUGGGGAUGGCGGAGCACCAUGUGGUUCCUCUCGGCAUUUGGUGCUCUCACUCUCAUCUUUAUCCUGUUCGCCCUUCCCGAGACGUUGAUGGUGCAAAAGCCUGUGCUAGCUGAACUUGAGGACGACGAAGACCCAGCUAUAAACCGCCCGUUGAGUCGAGUCUCGUCGCAGCAUGUUGUUCGGUCCACCGCAAGGUGGCUCAAGACGAUGAAGAUCAUCUUCAUUGAUCCACUCAAAAUCAUUCUCUACCUUCGAUUCAUUCCCGUCCUUCUCACUGUGUACUAUGCCAGUAUCGCCUUCGGUUCCCUCUAUGUCCUCAACAUCAGUGUUGAGCAUACCUUUGGAGAGGCGCCAUACAACUUCUCCACCAUCAUCGUUGGUUUGCUGUACAUCCCAAACUCGCUGGGAUACAUGGUGACCAGUAUCUUUGGAGGCAAAUGGAUGGACACCAUCAUGCAACGGGAGGCGAAGAAGGCGAAUCGAUACGACGAGAAAGGUAGACUGGUACUACGACCAGAAGACCGAAUGCGUGAGAAUGCAUGGCUUGGUGCCUUUAUGUACCCGGCAGCCCUGAUCUGGUAUGGUUGGGCGGCGGAGAAGGGAGUUUUCUGGCUUGUCCCGAUGAUUGCCAAUUUCUUCUUUGGUAUGGGCUCCAUGCUCAUUUUCAGUAUGGUAACCACCAUGCUCACAGAAUUCAUGCCGAAAAGGUCCUCGGAAGGUGUAGCUCUCAACAACUUCAUGCGAAAUAUCUUCUCCUGUAUCGGUUCUGUCGUCACUGCUCCGAUAAUCGGCGCUAUCGGUAAUGGGUGGCUCUUCACCAUCCUCGGUCUUGUCAGUUUCGCAAGCAGCUCCGUCAUCUUCCUGAUGAGAGUCAAUGGCCCAAAGUGGAGAAAGACCAUGGACGCGCGCAUGCGGGCAUGA
This is a messenger RNA of Penicillium robsamsonii, 1674 nucleotides long. RefSeq names its product MFS transporter. The coding region runs from base 1 to 1674 and encodes 557 amino acids. Lineage: Eukaryota; Fungi; Ascomycota; Eurotiomycetes; Eurotiales; Aspergillaceae. The record is from RefSeq and is a predicted model, not a curated record. The transcript has 3 exons. Gene Ontology annotation, biological process: intracellular polyamine homeostasis; transmembrane transport. Gene Ontology annotation, molecular function: polyamine transmembrane transporter activity.